Aspergillus brunneoviolaceus CBS 621.78 is the source of this 736-nucleotide messenger RNA. Its product is annotated as mitochondrial 37S ribosomal protein mS33. The record is from RefSeq and is a predicted model, not a curated record. Bases 15 to 341 code for a protein of 108 amino acids. Lineage: Eukaryota; Fungi; Ascomycota; Eurotiomycetes; Eurotiales; Aspergillaceae. The transcript is spliced from 4 exons. Gene Ontology annotation, cellular component: mitochondrion.
CCGAUUGCCCAGAGAUGGCCACCCAAUACAGCCGAGUAUUAGAGCUGGCAAAGGUCCAGUGCCGGAUUUUCUCACUAAACUUCAAUCCGGAGAGGCUACGCCUGGGAAACAAGGUCCUACGUCAAAGACUGCGCGGUCCGAGUCUUUCGGCAUGGUAUCCCAAGAAAACUGUCUCUUUCCGAGAUUUGCAAGCCACAUACAAGCCCCUGGGCUUGACAAUGUUUGAUGAAGGGGAAGAUGAUCGGGAAGAAGCCAUCCAGAUUGCCAAGUUACGAGGGAAAGGUAGACCAAAGAAAAAGAGAACCGCCGCAGAAUCGCGGUCCGCCAAGAAGAAGAAAUAGUCUACCACUAGCACAUAUCGCAGACUGCACGUCUAGAUUAUUGGAAUUGAGACAUCCUGUUUACUUCCUGCCGUGGAAUAGGCAUGGCAUCGUUCCGAGCCCGGUUUAUUGUAAAUGAUUGCAUGUGUGCUUGAUUACUGGACAAAACACUGAAAAGACCCAAAUCACAAACAUCGGGCCUCUGGGGGUCUAUGUAGUCGACAAUAGAUGUUCAAUGGGUCAAUCACAGUCAAUCACGCUUUCAAUCACAAACUCCAUACAUUUGAAGUUUUGGCGCAGCGCAGAAAAUUGCGGCUUGAGAUCCCAGAUCAUAUCUGGUCUUUGCAAGGGAACCAGUGUCUUGUAGUCCCCAAGAACAUAUGCAUUAAGCGUACAAUUAGAAUCCCUAGCUAGAC